CUGUAAUUAUCAUCAGUGAAGACAUUUAAAAUCUGAACGUUUUUAGAUUUACAAAGUGCGCAUUUAUGUUCUUUUAAAACAACAAAAUGAGAGACACCAUCGUGGACAUUUAUGUACUUGUUUCAUGUUGUUAUCGUCCUCUUGAAGCCUUAAUUUGUAAUAAUGAGUUUUUGUUCUUCUGAAGCACCUGCUGCUGUCUCACUACAUAAGAAGUCUAAUAAAAACGUAUAUUUUUCAGUCAUGAGGCCGUCUCUGUCUGUGCUGGAGCCUGGGUUGGAGCGAGGUGUGCCCUGGGGUCGUGACCUCUACACCUUUGUGACCUCUGCAGCAGGUCAUAUGAUGAGGACCCUCCAGAAGCCCCGCAAGAGCCGACCGUCCAAACGGCAGGUCAACCACCGCCGCUUCCUGCACAACAUGAUCCAGAGAAAAUUUGCCGACAUAGAAGCAGCAAACCACCGACUAGCCCUUUAUUUGAAAAGGGACGAAAAGCACACAUCCUCUCUUUUGUCGCACAAACAAGACACUCCCAACUCUUCAGGUGACCGCUUUCUCCCAGACUCAGAAAAACGCAGCGUUCCAACAGACACAGAGAGCAUGUUAAGGCCUGACGUCUCUGAUGAUUCAAACGAAGCUGAGGUCAGAGUCACAACGCCGUCAGACUUUGGUCACGGCUGGAAAAGUCCCCACAAAUCUAACCCCUCUGCUCAAAUGGAGAAAAGGAGACAGAAAAAAGAGGGAAGUCAGAAACUGUGUUUCAAAGACAAAGAGUAUUUUCAGGAGGCAGAGCUUUUUCAUUCUGAUUAUCAUGAUCAGUUUGAGCCGAUCUCAGAAAACCCUCAAGGACCUCCGAACAGCUCCAGUCUUUUCAGCCAAAUCAACAACAACUCUCCUCCUUUCUCGCCUCUGUCCCUCGAUGCUUUCGACUUCUCAGUCCAGAUGUCAGAGCUCACAGCCUGCUCACAGGACCCCAGAACCACCAGCGAGGGGCGGCCGCCUGACCUGGCUGACCUCUACAGCGUCUGCGGUUCGUACUCUGAAAGCUGCGUGGAUGUAGAGGACUACUUUGACAGCAGUUCAGGCCAAGAUGAGGAUCUGUGGGAUAAAAUCCCUGGAGGUGAGCGCACAUACAGAUAUGGUCAGGAGGAUCAGAGCGUGACCCCAGACCACCCAGAGGACCAGAGGAGCUCACAUGUGCUGGGGCAAACAGAGGAGAACCAACUUAAUAACAUGCAACCAUAUCAGAGUACAGCUAUAAACUCAAAUCUGCUCUCCACGUCCAUCAGCUGCAGCUCCCGGCCUCAGGAGAGUCCGCUCCACAACCUGAACCUGUCCCUGUUUGAAGGGGUUGCACAAUCAUUCUUCGCCCCUCCUCAUCAUCAUCAUCAUCAUCCCACACCAACACUACCACCUGAGGACGACUGGCUGUUCACGGACAUUUUAAAGGACAGACGGUCCCCUUACUAAAACGUAAAUAAACAAAAUAAACUUGUGGUUUUAUUGAAGCUUACUGAGGCUGCAACAAACUGCUGAGUCAGCCUUUUGUUACGGAGUCCGUCUGGUGACAUUGGAUGAAAAUAUAAAAUAUAAUCUAAAUGUCCACACAAAAAAAAACCUUCAGAUUAAAAAAUAAAUUGGAAUCGAGCACAAGUAUCUGCAGUGUGAACGUAGCCCAAAGAACAUGGCUGCUCAAUUGUUUUGUGGCCAUGCAUUAACUAAUGAUAUAAACAAUUAAAAAAGCAUGAGAUAUCUCGUGGCCAUCCAUUAACUAAUGAUAUAAAAUAAACAACGCAACACAACUCCGACUUCUGCAGCUGAGGCGCAGAGGGGCAGGAGCCUGUUUAGAAAGUUGAGCAAAAAAAAAAAAAAAAAGCUUUUUCGACAAAUAAACAACUCCAGUUGUCACCUGGGUCUUAUAGCUGCAGAAAGCUAAGAAUUAGCUUCAUGCCUAAUGUAAGGUGCUGACGUAGCAACGUCAUUCUUUUAAAAUAAAAAUAAAUUAGUUUAAUUCAGACUUGUGCAUGUGAACAACAAAGUCUGCACAAUGACAACAAUAAUUAUUUAUGUGGUGGCCAUGACAUAAUUAUCUCAUGGGCACACAUUAAUGUUAUUUAUUCCGUGUCACCGGACGGGCUCCGUAGAAAUCUGCAGAGAAUUUUGAUUUGUUUUCUUAGAAUAUUGGCUUUGAUGAAUGUCAGAAUUCUUAAGAUUUGGAAAUAAAGUCAGACUUGAGUUAAUUUUUUCUAUUAUUUAUGCUUCUAAUAAAAAAAAAACGAUAGGUAUUUGAUUGUGAAACAUUUGUUUGAGACCAUUUUUUUACCUUUAACAUUUAUGUACUUUUACUGGAGAUAUACAGUAUAUACUUACGGUACC
Messenger RNA from Austrofundulus limnaeus, 2370 nucleotides. It is a transcript of the gene c16h19orf85, whose product is annotated as chromosome 16 C19orf85 homolog. The coding region runs from base 163 to 1464 and encodes 433 amino acids. NCBI's taxonomy places the organism in Eukaryota, Metazoa, Chordata, Actinopteri, Cyprinodontiformes, Rivulidae. The record is from RefSeq and is a predicted model, not a curated record. The transcript has 2 exons.